UCCUCAUUCCACAACUGGUGCCAGUACUCUCAAUCCUCCACUGAGAGAAAAUGUCCAUCCAAGUCGAACAUCCUGCUGGUGGUUACAAGAAACUGUUUGAAACUGUGGAGGAACUGUCCUCACCGCUCACAGCUCAUGUUACAGGCAGGAUCCCCCUCUGGCUGACCGGCAGUCUCCUUCGAUGUGGGCCAGGACUCUUUGAAGUUGGAUCUGAGCCAUUUUACCACCUGUUUGAUGGGCAAGCUCUCCUGCACAAGUUUGACUUUAAAGAAGGACACGUCACAUACCACAGAAGGUUCAUCCGCACUGAUGCUUACGUACGGGCAAUGACUGAGAAAAGGAUCGUCAUAACAGAAUUUGGCACCUGUGCUUUCCCAGACCCCUGCAAGAAUAUAUUUUCCAGGUUUUUUUCUUACUUUCGAGGAGUGGAGGUUACUGACAAUGCCCUUGUUAAUAUCUACCCAGUGGGGGAAGAUUACUAUGCCUGCACAGAGACCAACUUCAUUACAAAGAUUAAUCCCGAAACCUUGGAGACAAUUAAGCAGGUUGAUCUUUGCAACUAUGUCUCGGUCAAUGGAGCCACUGCUCACCCCCACAUUGAAAAUGAUGGGACUGUUUACAAUAUUGGUAAUUGCUUUGGGAAAAAUUUUUCAAUUGCCUACAAUAUUGUAAAGAUCCCUCCACUACAAGCAGACAAGGAAGAUCCAAUAAGCAAGUCAGAGAUCGUUGUACAAUUCCCCUGCAGUGACCGAUUCAAGCCAUCUUACGUCCAUAGUUUUGGUUUGACUCCCAACUAUAUUGUUUUUGUGGAGACACCAGUCAAAAUUAACCUGUUCAAGUUCCUUUCUUCAUGGAGUCUUUGGGGAGCCAACUACCUGGAUUGUUUUGAGUCCAAUGAAACCAUGGGGGUUUGGCUUCAUAUUGCUGACAAAAAAAGAAAAAAGCAUAUCAAUAAUAAAUACAGGACAUCUCCUUUUAACCUCUUCCAUCACAUCAAUACCUAUGAAGACAGUGAGUUUCUGGUUGUGGAUCUCUGUUGCUGGAAAGGAUUUGAAUUUGUUUAUAAUUACUUAUAUUUAGCCAAUUUACGUGAGAACUGGGAAGAGGUGAAAAGAAAUGCCAGAAAGGCUCCCCAGCCUGAAGUCAGGAGAUAUGUACUUCCUUUGAAUACUGACAAGGCUGACACAGGCAAGAAUUUAGUCACACUCCCCAACACAACUGCCACUGCAAUUCUGUGCAGUGAUGAGACCGUCUGGCUGGAACCUGAAGUUCUCUUUUCAGGGCCUCGCCAAGCAUUUGAAUUUCCUCAGAUCAACUACCAGAAGUAUGGUGGGAAACCUUACACAUACGCAUAUGGACUUGGCUUGAAUCACUUUGUUCCAGACAGGCUCUGUAAGCUGAACGUCAAAACUAAAGAAACUUGGGUAUGGCAAGAGCCUGAUUCCUACCCCUCAGAACCCAUCUUUGUUUCUCACCCAGAUGCCUUGGAGGAAGAUGACGGUGUAGUUCUGAGUGUGGUGGUGAGCCCUGGGGCAGGUCAAAAGCCCGCUUAUCUCCUAAUUCUGAAUGCCAAGGACCUGAGUGAAGUUGCCAGGGCUGAAGUGGAGAUUAACAUCCCUGUCACAUUUCAUGGACUGUUCAAAAAAUCCUGAGCACAUUCUAGCCUAAUAUGUUUCUGGUGACAAAACCCAGAACGACAUAGUCAGGUCUGCAGUGAAAUUCUGUUCAGUUUUAGCCUGCUGUAUAUGAGUUUUAACUUGCAGAUGCACACAAUUUUGCAGUGUUUUACAGAACGCACAGAGUUGAGUAAGCAAUUCCUUUUAAAAAAAGUGCAUAUUUAGGUAAUCAUACUUUCUCUGUGAGACAGACACAUCAUAACUAAAAACUCUUUAUAUAUUUACAAUCAAAGAGCAAAUGAAUGUGGAUUUAUUAAACUGUUUUUUAUUCCUAUUAUAAAAGUGUAUUUUAGGUACCUAUCUGCUCCAGUUAUUUUUUAACACUUAAAAGCCAGUCCUCUACACCUGAUUUGUAUGUGGCUUUGCCAAGUCAAAGCAGUAUCUUGCAAAAAGGCUUAAUUAUUAAAUGUCAAACCAAACUUUUUCUCAAACCAGGGACUAUCAUCUAAGACAAUCAUUGUAAUUGUAUGCAUAUAUAUAUUAUUGUUCAAAGAUUCUCAAGUUUUAUAAACUUUAACAUUUCCAUUUAAUAUAAGCAAUUACUACUAUUUCUGAUUUUACAAUGAGGAAACCUAUCUCUAAUCCACUGAGGGCUCUCAACCAAAUAAUUUCUCAGAGAUUAAGUUAUCUAUUAAAAGCUUACAUAACAUCCAAGCAAUUACACAUAGUAGUGACUGUAAUUUUUUUGAAAAACAGAGCAUAAAAUACUGACAAAUAUAAUUUCUGUUUAAAAUCAGAGUAUGGGGUAAUAAUAUGUGUGGGGGGGGUUAUACUUUGUUGCCUCAUCUGCUUAAUUAUAUUUAAGCACCGUGCAAUCACCUGAAAGUGAAAAAAGAGAAAUAUUGUCAUUAACUUUCCAAUAUUAAUAUAUUUUAAGUAUUUAUGUUUUUAAAAUUAUUCUCUUCUGAGCUAGAUAUUGCAAAAAAAUGAAGAUUG
Delphinapterus leucas (beluga whale) is the source of this 2612-nucleotide messenger RNA. RefSeq names its product retinoid isomerohydrolase RPE65 (gene RPE65). Gene Ontology annotation, biological process: retinal metabolic process; zeaxanthin biosynthetic process. NCBI's taxonomy places the organism in Eukaryota, Metazoa, Chordata, Mammalia, Artiodactyla, Monodontidae. The record is from RefSeq and is a predicted model, not a curated record. Gene Ontology annotation, molecular function: retinol isomerase activity; beta-carotene 15,15'-dioxygenase activity; all-trans-retinyl-ester hydrolase, 11-cis retinol forming activity.